Molecule: messenger RNA, 1050 nt
Organism: Didymella exigua CBS 183.55
Lineage: Eukaryota; Fungi; Ascomycota; Dothideomycetes; Pleosporales; Didymellaceae
Exons: 2
Coding region: 38-721 (227 amino acids)
Source: RefSeq, a predicted model, not a curated record
UGACGGAAGAAGGGGCUGCUGCAACGAAGACCCAUGCAUGAACAACUCGACAUGUCCGGAAGGCAAGCUCGAACCCACAUACUGGGACCGCGCGGAUCAGUACGAGUACUUCAAAGGUCUCAACAUCUUGCUGUCAUCGACCGCGCCUCGAUCGACUUCAUCUGUAUCGCCCUCCUCUGGCUCAGGUGGCGGCAGCUCCAAUCACGGCGCAGUCACCGGUGACGCUGUGGGAGGUAUACUCGGAUUCCUCGCCAUGGUGGCACUAGUCGUCUUCCUCCUCUGGCGACGCAAACGAGCAGCCCGUGCCAGAGACUCAUCGGCCUUCUCAAUCGAAGAGACCAAGCCUGAAACGGGCGAACUCGCAUCGCACAUCUCCGCCGGCACAGUACCUCCAACAUACUCGUGGGACGUCAACAGCACCGCCCCACCGCAACAGACAUGGGCACACGCCCACCCGGAAGUGUCCGGCGAAGACAUAAAAGGCACCCCGCGCAGUCUGUUCAGCGAGCUGCACUCCAAGUCCUCGCUGGCGCGCAUCGUAGAGCUGCCUGGCGCGCCCGCAGCGCGGGAGCUCGAGACGCCCGACGCAACGCUGAAGAUGUCGCAGACGGGAUCUGACAGCGACAUGGCGAAGACACCCAGCCUGAGCGUUGUGCCUGAGCCGUGGAAUAGCAGUGAGAAGCGCUGGGCGGGGGAGUCUGGGGGUGGCUGUAAGUACUGACUGCGCAGGCUUCGGCCGCUUUUCUGCUUUGCGGUUCGGUCUUCUUAUAAUACCAUGUGCGACGAUAUGUAUAGCGAACAGUCCUUUCGGUCCCUGAGCGCCUUCCUCUACCCGGAUUCAAUGCACAGUCGCUCUACGUCGGAAUGCCGUCUUGCGCCUAAUAUCCGUGGCGGAUCUGGCGUUUCCGUUGGUAGACGGGUGUCAAUUCGUCCGCCCUUCUGCGAGAUUGAUCAACAUACACAGGCUCGUUGCGAGGAGCUAUUGAGAACCUGGCUUUGUUCGCCUAGACAUCUCAACACUGCUUCCUUUCCGACGUAGUGGUCUGAUUC